Molecule: messenger RNA, 954 nt
Organism: Chrysochloris asiatica (Cape golden mole)
Lineage: Eukaryota; Metazoa; Chordata; Mammalia; Afrosoricida; Chrysochloridae
Product: olfactory receptor 11G2-like
Exons: 1
Coding region: 1-954 (317 amino acids)
Biological process (GO): G protein-coupled receptor signaling pathway
Cellular component (GO): membrane
Molecular function (GO): G protein-coupled receptor activity; olfactory receptor activity
Source: RefSeq, a predicted model, not a curated record
AUGAAUGCGACCAGCAGAGACACCAUCAGCUCCGUUAGCCACUUUAUCCUCCUAGGCUUUCCCUCAAGCCCAGAAAUGCAGCUCGUCUACUUCGGACUCUUCUCAGUAACCUAUAUGCUUACUCUGAUGGGGAACUCAGCCAUUGUCUGUGCUGUGUGGUGGGACCGGCGCCUUCACAUACCUAUGUACAUAUUCUUGGGAAAUUUCUCUUUUCUAGAAAUAUGUUAUGUCACCACAACUGUCCCUAACAUGUUGGCCAACUUCCUCUCCACAAGCAAGUCCAUCUCGUUUGUUAGUUGUUUUGCACAGUUCUACUUCUUCUUCUCUUUGGGCUGUAAUGAGGGUUUCUACCUUUGCAUCAUGGCCUCUGACAGGUAUCUUGCCAUCUGCCGUCCUCUACAUUAUCCACGCAUCAUGACUAAAGAGCUGUACACUAACCUGGUCAUCUUGGGUUGGUCAUCUGGAUUUAUCCUCUUCAUAACCCCAGUAGUUCUCAUUUCACGAUUGCCCUAUUGUGGCCCAAAUAUCAUCAACCAUUUUAUUUGUGAUCCUGUUCCACUGAUGAUGCUGUCCUGUUCUGAAGACACCACUACACAGUUAAUUUACUCUACAUUCAAUGUUAUCUUCAUGAUUGGCACUUUUCUCUUUGUCCUUUGCUCCUAUGCUCUGGUGAUCCUUGCUGUUCUACGGAUGCCCUCAGCAGCAAGUAAACACAAAGCUUUCUCCACUUGUGCUUCUCAUCUGGUGGUGGUGGUCCUGUUUUUUGGCUCUGUUAUGGUGAUGUAUGUGAGCCCUGGGUCAGGACACCCAGUGAAAAUACAAAAAAUUGUUACCUUGUUUUAUUCUGUGAUAACACCCCUGUGCAAUCCUCUAAUAUACAGCCUUAGAAACAAGGAAAUAAUGGCUGCUCUGAGGAAAAUAUUUGGGAUUGAACAAACUCUUAGUAAAAUAUAA